AUGGGCUGCACUCAAUCCAAGACAAGCUGUCAUUUUCCUGCUGAGGCGUCUACCGCAGCAGUCGAGAAUCAUGUCGGAUUAAGCGUCACGGAAGCCAAGGCAGAGUUGAUCAAGAAUGAGACUGUGGUCGUUGUGUCUCCCUCUGUGAAUGUGAAAAAGACUCCUGACUUUGCCUUUAAAUUCGUGCCGGGUGAAGUCAGCACUAACGAGUACGGUAUCGCCUUUUACAACUUUGAUGGCUACAACCCUGCAAAUCCCAGUCAAGAGGUGCACGUGUGCAAACGCUAUUCGGAGUUCAAACGCAUGUACGCGAAGAUCUCAGAGCUCGUAGCUAGCGAGGAAAACGUUAAAGUCGAGGAUAAGGUGACGUUCCAAGCGUACCCGGCACUUCCGUCAAUGCCUCGGGCUAACGUUGUCACGUUUGUACUCGGUCGUGGCAACCAGGAUGUAGUAAAGGAGCGUGAGGCUCAGUUUGUAAAGAUCUUGAACGCAAUUGCAGCUCACCCCAUUGCCUUUCAAAGCAAGCCUUUCACGGAUUUUAUCGCUUAA
Molecule: messenger RNA, 549 nt
Organism: Peronospora belbahrii
Lineage: Eukaryota; Oomycota; Peronosporomycetes; Peronosporales; Peronosporaceae
Source: the annotation of a GenBank genome assembly